AUGUCUGCGCAGCAAAGUAUUCUGAAAUUCUUGAAAAGGCCAUCAACAGAGCUUAGUCCGAAAUGCAAAGUGCGGCGAACUGAUUGCGAGUUAGUGACGGAAGGCUCGCAUAACACGGUUACUGAAUUGACAUCCGGGGAUGGUUUUAACCGGCCUCAGAUCAGUCGCAGCGUUGCCGAACUUAGACUUCAUUUGCCGAGUGCCGUUAAAACUUUGACUCGACACAUGGGCCUAGAGUGGUGCUUCCAUUUGGCAAGCGUAAUCAGAGGUGAUUCUUUCACAAAACUGGCAAGUUUCAUCGAACUGGAACGGACGAAGACCACUGUCUACCCCCCUCAAGAGGAAGUUUUUACGUGGAGCAAAUUAACACCGCCCAGUAAGGUACGGGUGGUUAUAUUAGGCCAGGAUCCGUACCAUGGUCCGCAGCAGGCACACGGUUUGGCGUUUUCGGUUAGGCGACCGCAGCGUCCUCCACCAAGUUUGGUUAACAUAUACAAGGAAAUAGCCUCCGACUGCGACGUCUCUGUAUCCGGCAGCUGGCCUCCCAACCAUGGGGACCUCACUCGUUGGGCGGAGCAGGGCGUUCUCCUUUUAAACGCCGUUCUCACUGUCCGCGCUUCUCAACCAAAUUCGCAUAAGGAUCAGGGUUGGGAGAAACUCACUGGCGCUGUCAUUGACUACAUCAAUCUCCACUGCUCGCAUGUUGUGUUCUUAUUGUGGGGAGCAAAUGCACAGUCGCAAGGAGCGGGUAUCGAUAGAAAAAGACACCUAGUUCUGCAUGCCCCUCAUCCUUCCCCGUUUUCGGCAAGCCGCGGUUUCUUCGGCUGCAAACACUUCAGCAAGGCGAACGCCUAUCUUAAGGAGCAUUGUCUAAAGCCAAUUAACUGGGCGGAUCUUUCAUGA
Molecule: messenger RNA, 903 nt
Organism: Hydatigera taeniaeformis
Lineage: Eukaryota; Metazoa; Platyhelminthes; Cestoda; Cyclophyllidea; Taeniidae
Source: the annotation of a GenBank genome assembly